This is a messenger RNA of Musa acuminata subsp. malaccensis (wild Malaysian banana), 1415 nucleotides long. The record is from RefSeq and is a predicted model, not a curated record. Lineage: Eukaryota; Viridiplantae; Streptophyta; Magnoliopsida; Zingiberales; Musaceae.
AUACCUUUUAUUUACAAGUCACCACCUCCUCCAACACAACCAACUCCUCCCUCAACACCUCCAUCACCAUCUUCCUCCUCGUCUCCCCACAUUUCUAAUUCACCACCACCACCUUCAUCAGCUCCACCACCUUCUCUCUCCCCUCCUCCUCUUAUUUACAAGUCACCACCUCCUCCUGUACUAACAACUCCCCCAACACCUCCAUCGUCAUCCUCGUCUCCUCCCCAUGUAGCUAAGUCACCACCACCAUCUUCAUCAUCUCCACCACCUUCCCUCUCUCCUUCUUCGCCUUCUAUUUAUAAGUCACCACCUCCUCCUACACAAAUAACUCCUCCCCCAUCACCUCAAUCGUCAUCUCCUCCUCGUCUCCUCCUCAUGUUUAUAAGUCACCACCAUCCACAUCAUCUCCACCUUCUAUUUAUAAGGCACCACCGCCUCCUUUAUUAUCUCCUCCCCCCUCUUUGUCAUCUCCACCGCCACAUUCAAUAUCACCUCCUACUUACAUUUAUAAGUCUCCUCCACCGCCAUCUUCAAUAUAACCUUCUCCUUAUAUUUAUAUAUCUCCACCAUUAUCUUUAUCACCUCUUCCUCCUUAUAUUUACAAAUCUCCACCAUCACCACCUUCUCCCUCGUCUUUCCCUCCAUAUAAUUACAUGUCACCUCCACCACCUUCUCUUUCUCCUCCAACACUUUACAACUCUACAUCUCCUCCCCCACCAUCACGAUCACCUCUUCCCCCUUACAUUUAUAAAUCUCCACCAACUUUCUCCUCUCCUCCAUCAUCGUCUCUAUUACCUUCUCCUCCUCCUUAUGUCUAUAAAUCUCUAUCACCACCUCCUUAUAUUUACAAACCUCCUCCAUCACCAUUUACAUCACCUCCACCUCCUCUUUACUUGUCUCCACCACCAUCAUCUUUGUCACCACCAUCCUCUUAUCUUUAUAAAUCUCCACCACCACCUACACUCUCCUCUUCCCCUCCUUACAUUUGUAAGUCUCCACCAUCCUUAUCUCCAUUUCCUCCUUUCGUUUAUAAAUCUCCAUUGCCACCAACACCAUCAUCUUCAUCACCGCCUCCUCCUUGCAUUUUAAAGUCACCAUCGUCCCCAUCAUCACCUUCUCUUUGUAAAUCUCCACCACCACCUAUCCCCUUCUCUCCACCUCCUUCCAUUAACAAGUCUCCGCGACUACCAAUAUUAUUAUCUCCGCCACCUCCUUCUUCUUAUGUCUAUAAGUCCCCUCCACCACCAUCCCCUUAUAUUUAUAAAUACCCACCACCAACACCACCUAUCUCCUCCUCUUCCCCUCCUUCCAUUUACAAAUCUCCACCACCCUCCUCUCUAUUUCCUCCAAAUAUUUAUAAAUCCCCACCACCACCACCACCUUCUUCAUCAUCUCCUCCUCCUCCAUUAUCUUCG